This is a messenger RNA of Phaeodactylum tricornutum CCAP 1055/1, 627 nucleotides long. RefSeq lists its product with no specific name. Gene Ontology annotation, biological process: peptidyl-serine phosphorylation; intracellular signal transduction; protein autophosphorylation. Gene Ontology annotation, molecular function: calcium-dependent protein serine/threonine kinase activity; ATP binding; calcium/calmodulin-dependent protein kinase activity. The transcript has a single exon. The annotation marks the transcript as partial. Gene Ontology annotation, cellular component: nucleus; cytoplasm. Lineage: Eukaryota; Bacillariophyta; Bacillariophyceae; Surirellales; Neidiaceae. The record is from RefSeq and is a predicted model, not a curated record.
UUACGAGGAAUUUUUGAGACGUCUGAGCACGUCGUGUUGGAUUUGGAACUCUUAGGUGGGUUGGACCUAUUCCAGUACAUUUCCCACAAAGGUGUUCUAAUGGAAUCAGAAGCGGCGCAUAUCUUACGAGAUAUCCUCGUCUGUUUAGAGGGGAUGAAUCGUGUGGGUCUCUCUCACCGUGACAUUAAACCUGCUAACGUACUUCUUUGCCGAAAUAGUGGAACAAACAGCGGUCCGCGUGUCAAGGUUUGUGAUUUCGGCAUGUCGACUUUUUGUGGCGUGGACGGUCAAGUCCGCGGUCGUUGUGGCACUCCUGGAUACGUGGCACCAGAAAUUUUUCUAGCAGGCGUCCAUGGCGGCUACGGUAACAAAGUGGACAUCUUUUCGGCUGGGGUAACUUUGUACGUCAUGCUAUGCGGCUAUGAGCCGUUCUAUGGAGAGUCCGAUGCCGAGCUAGUGGAAGCUAAUAAGACGGCGAACGUCGAAUAUCCGACCGAUGACUGGAGUGCCGUUAGUCUGGAAGCUCGCGAUUUAGUUGAACGCAUGCUAAAGGCGGACCCAAUGAAGCGACCUAGUGCACGUGAAGCGUUGGAGCACGCCUGGAUUCAAGAACACUGUACACAAAAU